Molecule: messenger RNA, 2089 nt
Organism: Phycomyces blakesleeanus NRRL 1555(-)
Lineage: Eukaryota; Fungi; Mucoromycota; Mucoromycetes; Mucorales; Phycomycetaceae
Exons: 2
Coding region: 16-1563 (515 amino acids)
Biological process (GO): monosaccharide transmembrane transport
Cellular component (GO): membrane
Molecular function (GO): hexose transmembrane transporter activity
Source: RefSeq, a predicted model, not a curated record
UUACACACACACAACAUGAAUUCCAAAGACGCCAAGUUACGACCCUUUGUCGUACUCUGCGUAAUCAUCGCAAGUUUUGGUGCUUUGAACAGUGGUUUCAAUACUAGUGCCCUGAAUAUCCCAGGCAAUUCAGUCAAAAACUGUCCCGGAGUAGAACCCGGUGUUGUUACAUAUUAUCCCAAUUCUUCCCUUCCUCAAUGUAUUCCUAUGGGAGACUGGAUUUGGGGUGUAGCCACUGGUAUGUUUGCUGUCGGUGGUCUUGUAGGCGCAAUGAUCUCCGGCCCUGCUUCAGAAAAAUUGGGCCGUCGUGAUUCUAUGCUUGUCCUCAAUAUAUCCUUCUUCAUCGGUGCCGUCCUUCUCUCUACUUGCACAACAAGUGCCCAGUUCGCCAUCGGCCGUAUUUUUGUUGGUAUUGGAUCAGGUUUCAUGACCGUCGUAAUUUCAAUGUACAUUGCCGAAAUUUCUCCCCCUGCGUAUCGUGGUGCCCUUGGUUCUUUCCUUCAGCUCUUUAUGACCAUCGGUAUUCUCAUCAUCGAAUGUAUCAGUAUUGGUCUCUCAUCUGCUAUCGGAUGGCGUAUCAUCACUGUUAUUACCAUCGUACCCGCUAUUAUUCAAAUGAUCUGUUUACCUUUCUGCCCUCGCUCCCCUCGUUGGUUGAUCAACCAGAACCGUAUCGACGAAGCCCGCACACAGCUCCUUCGUCUGCGCAACGGAGAUAUCGAAGAAGAAUUUACUGACAUGAUUCUUGGUCUCACCAAGGGCGGAGGAAAGAAGACCCCUGUUGCUGUCGACGGAUCUACUUCUAAUGAUGCUGACAAAGAUUCCGCUACCUCUGGAUUCGAUAACACCCGUCAUGAAGCCUCCAACGAGCCUUUCGAAGGAGAAGUUAGUCUGUCCUUCUUACAAGUCAUGUCCAUUCCUGUUCUUGCCUUGUUGACCAUGAAGAUGAUGGUUGUUCACGCCUCUUCCCAGAUCUCUGGUAUCAACGCCGUCAUGUACUAUUCCACCGAUAUUUUCGAAAUCUCAUUCGGCGACACUGCCAAAUACGUUACCCUUGGUGUUUCUGCCCUUAAUGUCUGUAUGACAUUUGUCGGUCUUGCUCUUGUUGAUCGUCUCGGUCGUAAGAUGCUCCUGUUGAUUUCUGCCGUCGGCAUGUGCGUCUUUGCUGUUGUUAUGACCAUCUCCCUUAUCUACACCGUCUCAGCUCUCCAGGUUGUUUGCAUCAUGAUGUUCGUUGCCUCUUACGCUGUUGGCUUGGGUAUGAUUCCCUUUAUUAUCACUGCUGAAGUAUACCCCACCUAUGCUGUCGGUGCCGCCUCUUCCGCUGCCUUGGUUAUCAACUGGUUGUGUAACUUUAUCAUUGGUCUUGUAUUCCCUGCUCUCCAGAGUGCUUGUGGCGCCUAUGUCUUCUUGAUCUUUGCUGGUAUCUGUCUCUGUAUUGCAAUCUUCAUCUUCUUCUUUGUGCCCGAAACAAAGCGCAAGUCUAUUGAGCAGCUAGGCCAAGAACUCGGAUGGGCCAACCUCGAUCUUGAGACUCUCUUGGCCAAGAAAGAAAAGAACUAAGGCCAAAUGUCUUUAUUCUUCUUACUUUUAUUUUAUUUUUAUUUUAUUUUUUAACUCUCACGCACGCAUUACCUUUCUCUAUUUACAUUUUUCUCUUGAAGAAAAAGAGAAUUCCCGUUUUUUAUAAUUAGUACUCUCAUACCGGUAAAAGCCAUUUCACCUUCUACCUUUCUAUUUCUUGUUAGUUGACUGAAUUAUCGUCUUCUUCAAGCUCUGUAUCUUUUUCCCUUAUUCAGCAUUGAAACAAAUGCUACAAUGUAAAUUACUUAUUUCCUAGUUUAUUUUAUUUUGCUUUACGACCUUGUCAAUAGAGUUUCUUUCAAACCAAAUACAUUUUUUUUUCUCUAUCUCUGUAAAUCAAAAGCUUAUUUCAGCUGUAUUAUAAUAUAAUGUUGAUAUUGAAUCUAAUAUGUCUGGCCUUUGUACAAUGUAACAUUUGAUUUCUUCUUCUAUGUUUCUCAGUCUUUAAAUUCAUUUUACUAUCAACGUUUUCUUCAGAGAAAAUUAAAGUAUAUUCCAAAACCUC